Miniopterus natalensis is the source of this 2512-nucleotide messenger RNA. NCBI's taxonomy places the organism in Eukaryota, Metazoa, Chordata, Mammalia, Chiroptera, Miniopteridae. The record is from RefSeq and is a predicted model, not a curated record.
CCUCUACUGCCUGACCCUGCCAUUUCUCUUCCCUGGGCACAGGAGGCAUAUACGGAAUACCUGAGGAGCAUCCACUAUAUCUCCCAGGUGCUGCUGGAAGAAGUGGAAACCACCAAAGAAGCUGGGGAAACUGUGCCCUUGGAUACCUUGAAGAUGCUGAAGCUGGCAGAGCAGUGUCUGGAGAGGGCCCAGUUGACAGCUGCCAAGCUUGGGAAAGCAUGCCUGAAGCCAGCCAUGCCCAUGACUGCUCCUGUCCCCUCACCUGCCAACCGACACCGCCGGGUGUACUCAGACGAAGGGGGGAAGCUCCUCCCGUUUCUGCCACCUGAGAUGUUCCAGAGGCUUCAGGUGGUGGAGUCGCAAAGCUCUAAGAAGGAUCUGACACCCCUGGAGGAGGCCUCCCUGCAGAAUCAGAAGCUGAAGGCCACUUAUGAGGCCAGGAUGGCCCGUCUGAACCCCAGCCAGGCCCUGCAGAAGACAUCGCUGACCCUGUCCCUUCAGCGGCAGAUGAUGGAGAACCUGGUGAUCGCCAAAGCCCGAGAGGAGACUCUGCAGAGGAAGAUGGAGGAACGCCGGCUGCGGCUCCAGGAGGCCACGAACAGGAGGUUCUGCAGUCAGGCCGCUAUCACCCCAGAGGAGCAGGAACAGCGGGACCUCUAUGCUGCCAUCCUUGAGUAUGAGCAAGACCACGACUGGCCGAAGCACUGGAGGGCCAAGCUCAAGAGGAACCCUGGGGACCUGUCGCUGGUGACCAGCCUGGUGUCCCACUUGCUCAGUGUUCCUGACCACCCCAUCUCGCAGCUCCUGAAGAAGCUCCAGUGUGCGGUGUACCGGGCGCUGUACCCCGUUGUGAGCAGGGGUGUUGCAACUGCCUCAGCCCCCGGCUGCUGUUCCCUGCCCCCUGACACCGAUGGGCUGCUGGCUCCUGGAAGCCGGCGCCUCAGGCCCUCACAGAGUCUCUACUGCAUGCUGUCCCCCCCAGAGCCCAGCCCAGCCCCGCAUCCCCCUGAUGGCCCCCCUGCUCACCCCUCCACACACCCACUCCAGCCCGGGGCCCCCGAAAGAGGGGUGGACAGCAGCCCUAAGGGGCUUUCCUCACCCCUGGCCGGCAAGGACAGCUCCUUCGAGGACCUGGAACAGUUCUUGGCCACUUCUGAGAGGUGGGGCCAGGGCCCUGGGGGGUGGACUGAGCCUCACACCUCAGGGGUGAAGGAGGAGCCACUGCUGGAGCAGCUGAGGAGCACCGUGAAGGACAUACACAGUGCUAUCGACAGGCUGCUCUCGCUGACGCUCCUGGCUUUCGAAGGCCUGAGCACGGCCGUGUCCCGGGACUGCUGCCUUUCCUGCCUGGAGGAGCCCUUCUUCUCGCCGCUGUGGCCCCCGCUGCUGGCCCUGUACAGGAGUGUGUACCGCCCCCGGGAGGCUGCCCUGAGCAGGAGCAUGGAGCUCUACCGGAACACACCCCCAGCAGCCCUCGGCAUCCCCUCCAAGCUGCUCCCUCGGGACCCUGAAGCCUCGGAAGCCAGUGCCUACCCCUACUGUGCGGCAGCCCAGGAGCUGAGGCUGCUGGUCCUGGAGAGCUGCCCCCAGAAGAAGCUGGAGUGCAUUGUGCGGGCCCUGCGGAUCAUCUGUGCCUGUGCUGAGGGCUACUACCGGGCCCAGGAGCCUGCACCCGAGGCUAGACCACAGCCUGGCAUGGCUGCCAUUGGUGCUGACGACCUCCUGCCCAUCCUUUCCUUCGUGGUCCUGAGAAGUGGCCUCCCCCAGCUGGUGUCGGAGUGCGCUGCUCUGGAGGAAUUCAUCCAUGAAGGGUAUCUGAUUGGAGAGGGGGGCUACUGUCUGACGUCACUACAGAGUGCCCUGAGCUAUGUGGAGCUGCUGCCCCGAGGCGCCCUGGGCAAGUAGAGGAGAAUGGGACUGCUAAGGACUGUGCAGGAGCCACCUAUACCAGGGGCUCUGCAGUUUUCACCCACACCCUAACCCUACAUCUGCCCCGAGGAGCUGCUCCUAACAGGAUGGGGAUAAGCUGAACCAGGCCCUUCUCUUUCCUGUUCCAGCCUCCAAGAGGCCUUGUGCAGGGAACUGGAGCUGCAGGCUCCCCUAGGGGGGCACAGGGGCAGAGCAAGGGCGUGGGCCUUCUGUCCUUUGUGACAGUCAGCUCCCUGAGCCAAUUUCUUGUUAGAAUCAAGAAGAGAUCUUGUCAGCCCUCUGCCCCUGGAGGCCUGGGGCCCAGGUGGUUUGAGACUGCAGUUUAUUUAUUGAGCAUUGACCACUCCACUCUCCCCUGGAGGCCCAGGCGUCCCUGAGGGACCCACCUGUGUCUGAGGACUCUGAGCCACAUUCCCACCCUUGGCAGUGGGCAUCGAACACCCCCUGGCAAGUUCCUACCCUUGCAUAUCCCCUUCUGGGUGAGUGUGAACCUGAGGGUCAGCACCUGCACUGCCUGCUCUGACUCUACAUGCCCCCGGCAGCCACUGGCCUGGCUGAAAAUAAAGAGGUCACUGAUGUCUCA